GUUCCCCCACCCGCAGGCGGCCAGCGAAAGAGCGCGUCCUGCCCGGGAAUGCCUGGUCCCAAGGCCUCAUGCUGGGCACAGGGGACCCCGGUCUUUGUGUCCACCGGGGCAAAGGAGGAAGACAAGCUAAGGAGUGCCAGUGCAGAGUUCCAGAUGUUACAGGUCAGUGUCACAGUCUCUCCCUGAGCCAAGACCAGAGCCACCUCAAGAAAAAUGAAUUUACCUGGAAGGAUAUUGCCAAUGCCUUGUCCCUGGCUAACAUGGUCCUGGGACUCUUCUCCAUCUUUUGCAGCUUCAGCAGGAAGUCCCACUGUGCCUCCUGGAUGCUUCUGAUGAGCUUCUUGCUGGACAUGGUGAUAGGGGCAAUGACCAGACACCUCAACAGCUGCUGCAAAACGGGAGCUGAGCUGAACGACUUUGCUGUCUUCACCACCUUCGGCCUGGCCUCGGCUCUCCUCCUCGGGGUGGAUGGGCCUCUAAACGGGUUCGUGGCCAUCAUCUAUGUGUUAACCACUUCCUUCCGCCUGUGUUUUUAUUCAUCUGGAGUCCCCUUCUCAUACAAGGGCCUGCCCUGCCCCUACGCUUCCUGCGUUUUGGCUUCCAUCUCCCUUCUGACCAAAGGCAACACGUUCAUUCUCUGCUGCAUGGCUUCACUCAUGAUUCUGUUCAUGAUAGACCAGAGCUACUACCCACGCGAUGAUGUUCUGGAGUCUGAGAACUGGAAAAAAGUGGUUUAUGUGGCAGGUGUCCUCAUGCUGUUUUUCUCCCCAUUUUCGCUCACCGCGUUUUACUGCCUGAUGUGGUCGCUCUCCUACAUCUUCUUUCCCGACGUGCUGUGGGGCAGAGAAGCCUGCGUUAGGCUCUAGCACGGAGGAAGCCGCAGCUCCGCCAGCCCCCGUGGCGCCUGCGGGCCUGUGCCAGCGUGUGGGUGAGCCGUGUCUCGCAUCACCAAAGCUUUCCCUGUGCCCGAGGUGUCCUGUGCCGGGUGCUGUGAUCGCCGUUGUCUUGAGCCACAACAAGCUGCAGUCAGGCCAGCGGCCUUCGCCUCGUUCUCGUUAUUCCCGGUUCUCACUCCCUCGAGCCAAUACUUGUACGUGCUGUGCAGAACAGACUUUUUUCC
This is a messenger RNA of Octodon degus (degu), 1120 nucleotides long. RefSeq names its product transmembrane protein 269 (gene Tmem269). The record is from RefSeq and is a predicted model, not a curated record. Bases 69 to 866 code for a protein of 265 amino acids. The transcript is spliced from 7 exons. Gene Ontology annotation, molecular function: phosphotransferase activity, for other substituted phosphate groups. Lineage: Eukaryota; Metazoa; Chordata; Mammalia; Rodentia; Octodontidae. Gene Ontology annotation, biological process: phospholipid biosynthetic process. Gene Ontology annotation, cellular component: membrane.